AGUCGGUGUCGCAUCGGAUCGGGUCCGACCGGAAACGCGACGCGCGUGCAAUCGAAACGGUUCCCCCCUUGCAUCCCUGACCCGCAUCCCUGACCAAAAGGGGGGUCCUCCAUUCUCCCCCGCCCUCCUUCCCGUUCCCCCCUGGGCGCUUCUCGCGACCCGUGAGGCGCAACGCAGCCAGCAGCCCCGGGCCACCGCACCGGCGGGAGCGGCCCCCCGUCCCACGUGGAUGCCGCCGAGAUGACAGAGGGCGAGUUGAGCUCCGCGCUGCGGGACGAGGCGUUUGCGAGAGACGCGGCCUGGGUGUGGCAGCGUGACGGAGGCAGCAGUUUACAACAACACAUUUUGGGCCAUCUGGCACGCUUCGUGCCCGGCAUCCACCGCACUUGUGGUGGCUUUGAAGCGGCGACUCGCACCCGGCCCAGCGUCCCGGAGGGCAGCACUCCUGAAACUCCCAGCACCAGCAGCAGCACCAGCAGCAGCAGCAGCAGCAAUGCGCCACCCGGAGGAACGCCCGAAACACCCAACGCAGUCACUGCAACGCCGGGCGGCGAUUCUGAAACGGCCGACGGUGGCAAUGACGCUGACGAGGGCCUGGGAGGACAAGGGGAGCUGCUGGUUCGCCGCGUCCUGCUGGAUCCCCUCGGCUGGUUCCUGUGCGGGGAGGAUCCGGAAGCCGGCUUCCCCCGCUUGCAGCUGUCUAACCGACCAGCACAGCUGUGCGGGCACGUGUUCCGCAGCGGGGAGCCCACAUACUCGUGCAGGGAAUGUGCAGCAGACCCCACGUGUGUGCUCUGCAUGGACUGCUUCCAGCAGAGCGUCCACCGCACCCACAGAUACAGAAUGAGUACGUCGGGUGGCGGAGGGGUGUGCGACUGCGGAGACCAUGAAGCGUGGAGGACAGGGCCGCACUGCAGCAUGCAUGCGCCGGGACACGCUGACGCAGCAGCCACUGCGGGCGUAGGCGUUCUUCCUGAUGGCGUGGAGGAGCGAGCGCGAACCCUCUUCCCCGUGCUGCUGCAGUACGCCAUCGACGCGCUCACGUGGGACCCCUCGCUGGGCCCUCUGCUGCGCAACUUCCACCAAACCCACACUGAUGAAGUGUAUCACUGUGUCCUGUACAAUGACGAGGUGCACACAUUUAACGAUGUCAUCGGCUGUCUGGUGGUGGCCAUCGGCUGCUCGGAGAGGGAGGCCUUUUCACUCGCCUCCGCUGUGGACCGUCAGGGUCGCAAGUCUGUGUACUGCGGCUCGCAGCAAGUGUGCGAGGAAAUCAAGAGAAUCAUCGUUGGCCGUAGCUCUCCACGGCGCGGACAAAAGGCGCUGCGCACGGAGGUGGAGUCGGCCUCGCUUUUCGCCCACCAGACGUUCGCGACGCGCCUGCUAGCCUGGCUCAAUCACAUCUGCGAGACAUGCGAGGGCCUGCGCGUGCUGGUGUGCGAGGCUCUGCUGGCUGGCGGUGACGCCUCUCCCGUCUGCAUGCUCAUGCUCCAGGACUCGCGCCUCUGGAAGGGAGCGAGGAGUGUGCACUACGACCUGAUCAUGGGCAGCCUCCUACUGGAGGCCGAGUACAAGCGCCAUUUCGCCGUCGUGUUCACACGGAAUUACCGCCGGCUGCAGCAGGAUUUCCUGGACGAUGACCACGAGCGAAAUCUGUCCGUGACCAGCCUCUCGGUGCAGGUGUUCACUGUCCCCACGCUGGCACGGUAUCUGGUGAUGGAGGAGGACGCCCUGUCCAUCCUCGUGAAGACCAUGCGGGAGCAGCUGCAGGAGCUGAUGGGCGGCAACGGGGCGCUGCACCCGGACCGCACCGACUCGGUGCAGCUCCGCCGUGCGCUGCACACUUUCGGCGACCUCAAGUUUAUCCUGAUCGCUCGGCCUAGCGAAUGGAGCGAUGCCCUGAGGAUCAAAUUCCUUGCCGGCUUUCAAGAGUUCAUGACCUUCCUGCAAGUCCUGCAGGGCAUCGAGGCGGUGACGCGGCAGCUGAGUCAGCACGUGGAGAUGGACCCCGAAUGGGACGUGGCCUACAGCCUGGAGCUCGCCGUCACGCAUGCCAUCACCAUGAUGCAGGGCUGGUGCGCGUCCAACGCGGCAGUGCUGGUGGAGUCCUACGCGCUGUGCGUGCGCGCGCUGCAGUCGUCCGGCGUGGUGCCCCGCAACGCCGCCGCCACACCCGUCAGGCUGGCGCUGUGCGGCCACUCCCUGCUCUCCAUGCCCUAUCUGGUCUCUCGCCAGCCCGUGAGCACCCACCUGCCCAUGACUCGCUUCCUCGCAGGCCUCUAUGCGAUGGUGAGCCACACUGGGGUCAUGUCUUCUUACCCAGAGAUGAAUCUGCUGGAAAGCGUGGAGCCACAGGACAUGGCCGAAUUGCCCCUCAGGUGCCUGGUGCUGUUGGCGCAGGUGAACGCCGGCAUGUGGCGGCGUAACGGCUUCUCCCUCGCCAACCAGAUGUACCACUACCACAGCGCCAUGUGCCGCCAGGAGAUGUUCGACAAGGAUGUCCUCAUGCUGCAGAUCGCCGCGUCUCGGAUGGACCCGGAUGAAUUCCUCCUGCUCCUCCUGUGCCGCUUUGAGCUCAUCAACGUCUUCAAGACAGCCACGCGGCACAGCGGACACCGUGCCGACACCACCAGCAAGGACCAGCUCCAGCAGAACAGCUUCCUGCUCGAAGAACUUCUUCAGCUCAUCAUAUGGAUCUUGGCGGAGCGCUUUGUACCGGGCGUGAGCGCCGUGACGGCGCAGCAGGUGACGCGGCACGAGGUGGUGCACCAGCUCGCCAUCAAGCCCAUGACGCACAGCGAGCUGAGCAAGGCGCUGCCCGAGAACGAAAACGACGAGACUGGCAUGGAGGCUAUCAUCGAUGACGUCGCUGUCUUCAGGAAACCGGGCCUCACCGGCCGUGGGGUUUACGAGCUGCGGCCCGAGUGCACGGCCGAGUACAACCCCUUCUUCUACCACUACCGGCGAUCGGAGCAGUCCAAGGCAGAGGAGGCUCAGAAGAAGUUGAAGAAGCUGAAAGGAGAGGAUGGCGCGCUGCCUCCGCCCGUGCCGCCCCCACUGUGCCCCAUGUUUGAGGGGCUGCUGAGACUCCUGCACUGCGACACGUUCGUUUGCAUGCUGGCGUGCGUGCUGCACUGGGCUGCCAAGCCCUCCGGACAGCCGUGCUCCGAGGCUGCCCUGCAGAGGGCGCUGCACCUGAUGGGGCUGGCGCUAAUGGAGGAGCAGAAGCAGCUGCAGCAAGCGGGCGAGGGGCACGAGGCUGACGUCUCCUUCUGCUUCCUGCGCAAGGCAACGCGCUCCGGGAGCCCCCCUGACAGCGCGCACUCCCUCCUGGCCCAGCUGCAGGCCCUCCAGGCCGCCUCCCACCUGGAGAAUGAGAAGGACACGAUCGCGUGGACGUUGAAGCUCUUCGCGACCGUGCGGAUGCUUCGGGAGAGAACUUCCCAGACCCCCGGCUCCUCCAUGGAUGAACAAACGCACAAAGAGGACGCGGGUGAGCGCGACAAGCAGGAGCGCAAGCGCAAGGCGGAGGCUGCGCGCAAGCGGCGCGAGAAGAUCAUGGCGCAGAUGUCGGCGAUGCAGCGCAGUUUCAUGGAGGAGAACCGCGCGCUCUUCGAGCAGGCUGGGGGGGCGGCCGCGGCGCAGGGGUCGACGGAAACCGACAGCAGCUCGGAGUUCGGCGGCGGAAGCAGCGGCUGCGAUGGCGCCACCGCGGAGCCCGGCGGCGUGUGCGUGGGGCCACGCCGGGCCAGCCGCCCCGCUGAGCGCCGCGUCCUCAGCUGCAUCCUGUGCCAAGAGGAACAGGAGGUGCGUGCCGACGGCGCCGCCAUGGUGCUCGCCGCGCUGGUGCAGCACUCCACCGUGCUGGCUCGCCCGCAUGCCACAGGCGACCCGGCGGCGCCGCCGUUGACCGCGGCAGAUGCAGAACCCGACAAGUUUGACCCCCUGUUGGUGACUGCUGGCCUUCCUGUGGGCGUCCACAGUGGCAGCUGUGGCCAUGUCAUGCACGCGCACUGCUGGCAGAGGUACUACGAGCCGACGCAGGUGCGCGAGCGGCGCCAGUUCCGCCAGCGCAUGCCCAUGGACACGGAGACGGGCGAGUUCCUGUGUCCGCUCUGCGAGGGCAUCAGCAACGCCGUGGUGCCGGUGCUGCCCGCACCGUGCAGCUCCCACCAGCUGCCACCCUCCGGGGAGGAGGUGGAGGCUUUGGUUGAGCAGCUGACGCUGUCACGCUGGCUGGAGGUGGUGUGCCUGCGCAUCGCUGGGCUGCGGCAGCUGCUGAACAGAAAACCAGACAAUCUGGAGGACAAAGGGGACGUCCAAGCUCCGCAGCCCCCCGCGAGUCUCCCAGAAGGGUUCCGCUCCAUCCUCAACUACGGAGUCCGGCCCAUGCCCCAGUACUCGGAGAGCCUGUGCGGGAUGGUGCAGACCUUCUCCAUGGCGCUGUACCGCGCCUCUGUGUCGGCACACCCCAACGACCAGGACCCGCGCGUGCCGACGCUCGCCUGGCACACGUGCGCCUUCACCAUCAUGGCGCUGGAAUCCAACUUGAGAGCGGAUAUGAAGCCUCUCUUCGGCUCCCUGCCCAGCCGCCAGGUGGAAUGCCUGCGCUCGCUCGUGCGACUGGCCGAGGCGCAGUACAGCAUGGUGUCGUCCGCGGAAGUGGUACAAGGGCACGUCCUGCGUCUCUUCAGUGUUCUCAUCCCGGAUCCGCAGGGGGAAGAUUCCCCGUGUCUACUGGACGUCGAUUUGACCCACCUACUGCUGUGCGCCGCGCUCGCCUUCCCGGCACUCUACCACGAGGAGGGCGCCCCCCUGCGCCCCUCCCCCGUCGCCGCCUCCCUCAACGAGCUCCACCUCGUCACGCUCGUCACCAUGGCGCACGUGCUGCAGGUGCUGCUCACGGCCGCUACCGUUGCCCCGACGCCAACGACGGAGGAUGCGAUGGAGGUGGACGAGGAGGUUGGCUACGGUGAGGAGGAGGUGCAGGCCGUGGAGGAGCUGUGCGUUCGGCUGCAGCAGGUCACGGCCGGGGCGUACGCGUCGCGCGUGCCGGCCAGCCGGCUGGCUCGCUCUAUACGGGUGGGCGUCGCGCCGUUCCUCCGCUGCGCCGCCACCUUCUUCUGCCUCCUGCACGACAGUCCACCGCCCCCGCAGCUAAGAGAAGCCAGCGGGCUGGAGUUUGAGACCCUCUGCCGGUACCUGGCGCUUCCCACCAACCUGGCGUCGCUCUUCCAGAUCCACGGCGCCUGCAUCGAUUCCCUCCUGCGCAGUUGGUGCUCGGCUCCGGGGGUGACACGACUACUCAAAGGAGCAAGAAGCGCAGUCACGUUUCCACGCGAGGAGAACAGACUCGUGUCCCUGCCAGAUGAUUACAGCCAGCUCAUCAACCGCACCUCGCUCUACACCUGCCCGAACGGCGGCGCGGAGGGCGAUGCGGCGCGCUCGAUGGCGCUGUGCCUGCUGUGCGGCGCCAGCUUGUGCUCGCUCUCGCUGUGCUGCCAGACCACGCUGGGCUCGCGCACCGUCGGGGCGUGCACGCUGCACGCGCUGCGCUGCGGCGGCGGCGUCGGUAUCUUCUUGCGGGUGCGCGAAUGUCAGGUGCUGCUGCUGGCAAACCGGACGCGUGGCUGCUUCAUGGAAGCGCCUUACCUGGACGACUACGGGGAGACCGACCAGGGCCUCCAUCGCGGCAACCCGCUGCACCUGUGCCCAGAGCGUCUGGCCGGCCUGCAGCGCCUGUGGCUGGAGCACGGCGUGCUGCACUCCAUCGGCCACUCGCAGGAGAGCCAGCACCUCGCCUACUCCUGGGAGCUCUUCUAAGGGCCCGGCGGUCGUCCUGCUGUAGCACCCACCCCCCCACCUACCUACGCAGCCGGCCAGCUACUCGGGAGGGUUGGCCAGCUAGUGAGGCAACCGAGGCAGGCAGGCAGUCAGUCGUUUAUACAGCCAAGCCAGCAAACCGGCCAGCAUGCCAGUCAGCCACCCAGUCAUCGAUCGUCCUUUUUCCACUGCCAUAUCUGAGCCGAGCCAGCACGGGGCCCACGUUGUGGUUUGCCACUGGCCGUUUGCCGUGCUGAGGCGGAAGGAAACUGUAAUAAUAACGCUGGGCCUCGUACAACUUCUAAAUCUAUGUUGGGGGCCAAGCAGGGCCAGGGAGGGGUUAACGACACGUUCAUUGCGCAUGUCGUCGGCAGCGUGGCUCGGUUUACUGCAGUGGAAAAAUGACCUGCACCUCCUGACUCGCAACGGCCUGGCUCGGCACGGCCCUUGGCGUCGCUCGGAUGUGCCGGUGGCUAAGGGUCUGUGAGGUCAUCCAGUGAGACAGGUGGUUGGUCAUUUAGCUGGGUAGUUGGUGAGCGAAUUGGUCAGAAGGUUGGGCCGUGGUGGACCGCAAGGUCUGGAGUGUGGGUAGUCUUGAGACGGUAUAGCCAUUGCUUGUUAUGGUGGCUUGCCCUGAUUUAACCAUUUGUUUAUAGCUGUCAUUUAUGAAAUCAAUUUAGUCAUAAACUUUAUUUAAAGCUUUCAUGACUGCAGGAAUUACUCUUUGGUUCUUUUGGUAAAGUCACGUAGAAAGAAAAUAAUUUGUUUUCUCUCUCCCUGUGUGUCUCUCUCUGCUUGUGUCUGUCUAUGUGUCUCCGUGUCUGUGUUUUGUCUCUCAAAUUUAGCAAUCUUUGGAAGAAUGUAAUCAACCAGGUGGGGUGCUGACUGUUGUGUUAGCCGACUCUCUGUGUUGUAUUGCAUUAUAUUUCUAAGUUUACUAGGUUUGUUUUCUCAUUCAUUCUUACCUGAUUACGAUUGCUUUUGUUGCAAUCGAAACGUCGUGUUCUAUUACUUAAUUUAUUUUCUUUCUACGUUACUUUACCGAAAGAACCAAAGAGCAAUUUAGUCAUGUAUUCAUACCUCUGUACCCGAUUUCUGUUGCAAUGUGAACACCAAAAUUGAAAAAAAGGAAGAUAAAAUGGACCUUUCCCUCGUGCUGGAUAUCAAGUUGGGGGUGGGGAUAGAUUGAGUGGGAGGAGACUGGUGCUCGUGGCAGAUGGCUUCUUGAAAGGAGGGGUUACAGUGCAUUGCACCCACGAACUGGGCCGCUCAUUUUGGCCUUCACAGUUUUUUUUUCAUCCCGUUUGAUCGCCGGUAUUUUACUCAGCAUGAGCACCGCUAAGCCACGGCCCACUGAGGUCACCCUGAAAUAUUACUCGGGUCUCACUCGACCAACAGCGGCUCAAGCGCGCAGUCGGUGUCGACUAUCGAUCACACUCUUUGCAAUUGUGCAGAUUCAACUUCCGUGAUAAUUUUCCAAAUGUUUUAAUCGGUCUUAAGUGAUUACCCCAAUAUCUGACGUUGGAGAGUUAUUCACAGGUAAGCUCUUGAAAUGCCCCCCCCCCCCCAAUUCCCCUCACCGCAUUUUCAAUUUACCACCACAUCGAAACGUUCUGUCUCUAUACACUUUGGUAGGAAUGUUCCUGUUUUGGCCUCCUGUUGAUUUGAAGCAGUGCCAUUGGCAAUAGCUUUGGCCGGUCGCACGCGUUACUGUCACAAGGAAAAUAGAAAUGGUCACUGUGUCGGUGAAGGUUUUUUGUUCGACCGUAAAAUGGUGGCCAUCGAACACCGUCGACGUCAAACGCAGCGAUCUUUGGAUAAAAGCUCCCAAUUCAAAGCCGCAGCCGACCAACCCCUUCUUGAUUUUUCAGAAUUCUAAUAUUGUAUUAUUAUGUUCUGCAUCGCUUCGUACGUAUGUGCGUGUUUAUGUUGAACUUCUUCUUCUGCACCGUACGUAGUCACCCUUCAUUACAAGCAUUUGGAAGACACGAAGACAAAUUGCCCGCGUAUCUUACACCGUCAAAGGUCAUAGUUUGAGUGAUGGUUCUGCCGUGAAACAUUGAAAUCGGUUUUGAUUACGGGUUUUAUCGUCUGUAGCUACUGGCCGAUUAUACUGCAUGUUUUAGUUUGGCAUUUCUUGGACUAUGUUUCAUUAUGAGGCCUGAGGAUCGUCACUGAACAUUGUCAUUGGUGUUCAACAUUGGCUUGGCAGAUUUUUGUGCUUUUCUUCUGUCCACGCCCGUGAGCUCCUUGCCGUGUGAAGAGAGUCAUUGCGGGCGCGACGCACACGCGGUGUGGCUCGCGGCAAACGGCAGGAGACGCGUGCUGACAUUUUCACGUCUCAUUGUUGCGAUGCAGCUGUAUGCAGGCAAAUAGAAACACGUGUUGUUCUCCAGAUAAACACGCACACACACAUAUACAAAAUCUACAGUGUUUCUACAUGGUCACACUACGUAAGCAUUGUAAUAUUUGUUUCUGGCUUAUAUGGCAAGUAUUUCCUUGUGACAAUGCGGCCCGGACAAUGUCCUAGCAACUCGGGCGAUCGCUGUAUGGGCUGAAUUUGGAAAUAUAGAUUGUUGCAUAAUGCCCCCCGAGUAGUUCUGAAAACUGGCCAGGGUAUAGGAACACAAUGGCCAGCUUGCUUUUGCAAGUCAUCUCACCGUUUCCUCUGUGUGUGUGUGCAUGCACGCAUCAUCAGAAGUUUGUUGAUUGUGAGGGAAGGGCGAAAUAUAUUUUGAAAGGUUAUAUCCAGCCAAUGGGACGUUGAUGCGGUGUAGUGGUUCGCGCACUGGACUUGCAUUACAGAGGUCGCAGGGUUGAUUCUAUCUCCCGGGGUGGCAGUCGACACAGCCGUGCAAGUUUCUUAAAUCGCUCGCCGCCGCCUCCAUUCACCCAGCAGUAUAAAAAAUUGUUACUCCACAGUUGGUAGGUCACGUGUGGUGGGGUAAAGUGUGGGUAUGCCCACCUGUUCCAAGACUGUCUCACCAGUGCGGAAGAGUAGACCAAGCACCCUCUUAGAGGGGGAUCUUUAGAGCUCCCUCCAGUGGAGGCCUUUCUGCCAGCAGUGACGUGAGCCAGCAGUUGCAGGGCUGCUCCCUCUAUCCAGGUUUUUUCCCCCUUAGCCAUGCGACAACUGUUAUCUCAAUGUUGACCUAUUUAGUGAAAAAUACAUUGGAGUGGGGGUAUCCACUUCGUCUGUGUGGGGUUGUCUCCAAGCACUCCGAUUUCUGCCCACACACAAUACGAGGAUUCAGAAACACGAGGUUUUCUGAACGUCUCAACAAGGGUGCCACGGUGGCUAGGAGAUGUUAACCACCUCGUCUGGUAUACAGGAGGUCGUGGGUUCGAUCGCGACCCUAACGCCUGCUGUAUAUUUGGAGUUUGCGUGUCUCUCCCCGUGGUCACGUGGAUUUUUCUCCGGUAAUUCCCUCCACAUUUAGAAACACGCGUUUUUAGAGUAUUUGGCUGCGAAAUCAAUUUCCACACGAUAAGCCACUUAGUUGAGCUAUCAUUUGUGGCCAGGUCGUUUCUGAAAAAGAGCUGUAUAGAAACUCAGUGGUGGGCCUUACCUGAUCAAAUAAAAAAUUCAUUUGUCUUAAUUUUAGUUUUCUCUCAUAGCAGGGCCCUCCCGAGGUCUGAUUGUACGAAGCGAUCCAUUUACAGAUACUCCACUCAUGACCCCUCGCAUGAUCAAUGGCCCUGGCUUGCUCAUCAUUGCAACGCGUAAGCAAAUCGAACCGGGCUGUUGGGACACAGUACGUCGGGACAGCGUGAUGAAAUGUAAAACAAUGCGCAUUGAGUGGUGGCAGUUGACGUGUGGAGAGGCGUUUAAUUACAAUGUUGUUUGCUCUACGAUUUCCCCAUUAUUUUAGUGUGGUGUGUCUAUAAACAGCUGGUCACGUAUAAACAACAUGACUUCUUAUCAUAAUCGUUGCACGGUCGUUCUACACGGCUUCCUUGGAGCACUCGAACACACAAAUAGGAAGAUCACAAUUUCGAAAUCACGGCGAGAGGUCAAACUCAGCCCAUCAUCUUUACGGGAUUCAUGACACGAGUACUGUAUCGUGCCACAUUUUAAAACGUCAAAAGGGUUUUCGACCUGUAUACAAACUCGCCUGCCCUGGCAAUGUCAAGUGUCCGUUGCAUCGGGCAGCGCAGAAAAGAGCCAUCGUUGUCCCGUGGGAGAUGAAUGGUCCGUCAACCUCCACGACCCACACGGCGUGGGGAGGGCCCUCAUCCAGCAGUGGAUUGACGAAAGGGCGGCACGUGCACAAGAAUUCACGUGGGACCCCCCUCUCCCCAACUCUUCUCUAAUUGCUGUGCGCCCACACGUGCUGGCAAGCGGAUGGGUUUGUUAGUGCUGUAGCCCAGUGUACAGAGCUGUAUACUAGUGCAGAUUGUUUUGAUUCAAUAAAUCUUUAUGCAUAAAAUA
Molecule: messenger RNA, 10255 nt
Organism: Lethenteron reissneri (Far Eastern brook lamprey)
Lineage: Eukaryota; Metazoa; Chordata; Hyperoartia; Petromyzontiformes; Petromyzontidae
Product: E3 ubiquitin-protein ligase UBR2-like
Biological process (GO): ubiquitin-dependent protein catabolic process via the N-end rule pathway; protein ubiquitination
Cellular component (GO): ubiquitin ligase complex; cytoplasm
Molecular function (GO): ubiquitin protein ligase activity; zinc ion binding
Source: RefSeq, a predicted model, not a curated record